Megalobrama amblycephala (Wuchang bream) is the source of this 1005-nucleotide messenger RNA. RefSeq lists its product as uncharacterized. The coding region runs from base 328 to 660 and encodes 110 amino acids. The transcript has 2 exons. NCBI's taxonomy places the organism in Eukaryota, Metazoa, Chordata, Actinopteri, Cypriniformes, Xenocyprididae. The record is from RefSeq and is a predicted model, not a curated record.
CAUUCUUAUUGGGGUUACUGAAGGGGACGGGGUGGAGGGGCCGGUUUGCCAUGGAAACAGUCACAAAACAAGCUGGUCCCAGAGCGAGAGAGACACACAAAAACAUGCUUCAAAUCCGGGAAGGAAUCUCAGUAUCAAUCUCUGCAAUUUAGUUAGAGGAGACGGUGUGCCAAAGAAGGAGGAAGACUUGUGUGAAAGGAUGGACGCAGCUUCACUUGACUAGAAGAAAAGGCGAUGAAAAAUACUGGAGCGGUAUAAAAGCACUCCAGCAUUUCAGAGGAACGCUUUGGACCAGGACUCACGGUUAUUGCUCGUCUGGAUAUCAUUAUGAACUCCGACACUCAGUAUGAGGACUCGGUGUCUGUCAUGGUUCUGGAGAACAUCAAGAACAAGCUGUUACAUGCUUUCAGAACAUCAGCAGAGCCGAGAACAGAGACGGCUUCUCAUCCGAUCGGAAAGAGUUUCCAAGUUAAUGAAGAGCUUCGGAGAGCCAAAAUAGAUGGAGCCAUUACUUGGUUAAGAUCAGAACUGCUGGAGAUGCGUUCUCAGGAUCGUCAGCUGGCUCAGACUCUGCUGGGACUCAAUAAGGAGAUUCAGAGGCUCAGACGGGAGAACGGAUCUCUGCUGCUGGAAGCUGACGGCAGUGAGCAGCACCUGUGACCCGCAGAGAUGAGCCGAGCCGGGCUUAACGAGGGGACAUGCACUGAUGAUCCAUGAUGUGUGUGGAGGAGUGGAAACAAACGUGUUUGUGACAGAAGGAACUUUCCUCUUCUGGAGUGCACUUUGGCUUAUUUUCACAUUUCCUGUGGGAAAAGAUACUGAAGGCAUAUUCAUGUACGUGAAAACUUUACCAAAUAUCAGCCAAACUGGGUGCUAAGAUUAAUAUUCAAAACAACAGACACACCCAUUUACAGCUGGCAUUAAAGGGCUAGUUCACCCAAAAAUUAAAAUAAUGUCAUUAAUUCAUCACCCUCAUGUCGUUCCACACCCGUAAGACCUUCAUUC